AAAGUUAAAUCUUUGAUCAGAUUGCGGGCGGAACUCUCGCCUCUGUUUACGGGCAAGCGAAAUGCCUCCAAAUAUGCCUGGGCCGUGGUGGAGCGGGAGCUCAAUGUGCCGCUGCCGCUGUCAAAGAUCAUCAAGAAGUGGAACAAUCUGCUGCAGGAGUACAAGGCCAUCAAGAUGUCCGAGGAGCCCAAGAGGCGCGAGUGGCCCUUCUUCACAUUGAUGGAUGUGUACUUCAGCGACCAGGUGAACGAUCCCUCGCUGCGUCUCUUCUCGUCCACAAAGACCUUGAAGGAGACCCUCGACGACAGUGUCUUCGAGGAUGAUCCAAUCAUAGCCUCGGCCAUUGCGGCGGCCACCAGUGGAGCCUACAUGGACAUCGAUGAGCUGAUCCGGCGGCAGAAGGAGCGGGCCGCCCUGGCCGCCGAGCGGAAACUGGCCGCCGCCGCCAGCGGUGCCUCCGGGGACUACAAAUUCGAGCUGAAGCCCAUGCUCUCCAACAGCAAGUUCAACAGCAAUAGCGACAUGGCCAAGCUCUCGAAGAGCGUAGAUGAUCUCUCCAUGCAGCAGUACAAGCUCAAGCAGGAGCUGAUGCGCCAGCGGGAGCAGGAGCAGCAAGAGAACAUGGUCAAGAUCAAGCAGCACGCACGCCAGCAGCAGCAACAGCAGCAGCAGCAUCAACAGCAGCAGCAGCAACAUCAGCAGCAGCAACAGCAACACCAUCAGGCCCAGCAGCAGCGAUUCCUGGGCCACCAGCCGGCUCUGUCGCCUCAUCCCCAUCGCCUGUCGUCCUCGUCGACGCCGCCGGCCUUGCAGCACGCACUGCAACAGCAGCAGCAGCACAUGUUGCAGCAGCAACACAUGCAGCAACAGCUGCAACAACAGCAGCAGCAGCAUCAGCAGCAGCUGCAGCAGCAGCAGCACCACCAACUCGCUCACCCCCACCAGCCGCCCACACCGCGCCCCAGUUCGCCACCCACCACGGCGCAGCAGAUCCACAUCACGGCCACCCAGCACCAGGCCGCCCAGCAGCAGCUCCACCAGCACCAGCAGCAGCAGCAGCCCUCCCACAAGCAGCAGCAGUCCUACACGGAUCCCAACACCAUCGACCAGUACCUGCUGUCGUGGAACAACUUCCAUGGGAACAUGUGCCGCGGCUUCCACUCCCUGCAGAAGGACGAGAAGAUGGUGGAUGUGACCAUCGCGGCCGGCGGCAAGAUAUUCAAGGCCCACAAACUGGUCCUUUCCGUUUGCAGUCCCUACUUCCAGCAGAUCUUCCUGGAGAACCCAUCGAGUCACCCCAUCCUGCUGAUGGCCGACGUGGAGGCCAGCCACAUGGCCGGUCUGCUGGACUUCAUGUACAGCGGCCAGGUGAACGUCAAGUACGAGGACCUGCCCGUCUUUCUCAAGGUGGCCGAGGCCAUGAAAAUCAAGGGGCUGCACACAGAGAAGAACCUGGACAGCGAUGCCAGCGACAUAAGUUCGCCCCACGAGAGCGACGGCACCGAGUGCCGUUACGAGCGUGGAACGCACAGUGUGAACAUCACGAGCGGUCAUGCCGCCGGCUAUGGUGGCGGACCGCCCCCGCAGCAGCCCUCCCCGUCGCCCUCGCUCAACGGCCCCAACCGCUGCCCCACGCCCCUCUCUAGCGGCGGUGGCUCGGUGGGAAAUCCCAACUACUCCAGCUUCCGGGACCACAUCAAGUCCAAGGCCACGCUGGCCGAGACUUUCAUGAAGAAUCUCAACCGGAACAACAACAACAACAGCAGCAGCAACAACUACAACCACUUGGGCGGCAGCAAUGGGAGUCUGAAUCUCUCGGAGGCGGAGAGCAACUCCUUCGCCAUCCUGCAGGCGAACAGCAAGAAGAUGCUGGAUUCGGCUCGCAAGCAGCACAAGUAUCUGGCCAAGCGAAAGAUACUGAUGCACUACAAUUCGGAGCUGGGUGGCGAGAAGCGGUUGAAGGAGAUGGGAGACCGGGAUCGCUAUCCCAGUGCCGAGCAGCAUGAUGACGCCUUGAACAACAACCACAGCCACGCCCAGGACAACAUUAUGGAGCCCAUUAUCACGACGAUUGUGCCACAGACGCCGCCACCAUCCACGCACAACAACAACUUCAAGAUCCGUCUAGUGGAGAGCCAUCACCUGACCAACAACAGCAACCAGAAUCCGAAUCAGAGCCAGAGCAACAACAACAGCAGUCCGCAAUCGGGUAACAACAAUUGCCACAACGACAACGACGAUGAGGAGGCACUGAAUCUCGUCCAGAUACCCAAUGCGAAUGGGAGCAGGAACCGCGAACAGACGCCCACAUGCGCCACGCCCACGCCCGACAUCCAGCUGAUCAAGCGGGAAGUGGAGACGGAGUUGCCACCGGCGGAGAUUGCCCACAAUAACAAUGGACACGCCGAUGAGGAGCUUACAGGAGCAGGAUAUGAUCGCAAGUACGAUGAUAAUAACAAUAAUCGCGGAUUGGACAUGGAAACGGACUCGAAUAACAACAAUAGCAAGCCGGGAUCGGAUAAUAAUAAUGGUAUAGCCUUGGCGCUGGGCAAGCACAAGUUGCUGAGUGCGAUCAACAGGAGUCUGGAGCAGGAUCAGGAGCGAGAACGGGAUCGGGAUCGGGAUCAGGAUCAGCAGGAUCAGGAGACGGAUCACGGCGGCAACAACUGCAACAAUGACGACAACAACAACAAUCAUAGCCCCCACCUGGACCUGAGCACCAUCAAGAACAUAGCCACCGCGGAGAUCCUGUGCGGAUUGAAGAGCAAGGUCCUCAAGCUGGAGGAGGAGCAGCGCGAGAGGGAGCGGGAAAGAGAGCGGGAGCGGGAAGCCUGUCGCAGCCUUAGCGAGAUCAAGAAUGCGGAGUGAUCCCCCCAUCGAUAUGGAAUCGAUAGAUCCCGAGCCCCAGACAAUUAUGCAUUUGAUUAAAAACAACACAACAUAGAGAGAGAGAGAGAGCGAGAGGUCCCCAAUUCUAUGUUUUGCUAAUUAUAGUUAUUUAUUAUACCACUUAAUAUCGUUAAUGUAAUUGUAAUGACCUGACCCCACAUGAACAUUGGUUAGUUUGGUAGGCCUAGCAUUCUCCCAGCACACCAUUUAGAAUCCCCCUAGCAGCUAAGACUCACGAAUCAUUAACGUAUCGUAUCGCAGAUCGCUUACCGCUGAUCGAAUUACAAAUUUAAUAUUAGCACUUUGGAAAUUGGCCCUGUUGCAAUACGAGUUAAGCCCAUGUUAAACAUAUUGAUAUCGUCUAAUUAUGUAUGUGUAGAGCAGUAUGUUGUAGAAUAAUAAUCCCCCCCGCAGACAACGCACUUUUGAUUUUCAGCCAACGGUGAUCCGUUCUUACAUUAUUUAUACAUACCUACACAUAUCGUAUCGUACGACGACGAAUGUAUCUCAACACGAAUCACGCAUGCAUAUACAUAACA
This is a messenger RNA of Drosophila subpulchrella, 3428 nucleotides long. RefSeq names its product myb-like protein I. The transcript has 4 exons. The coding region runs from base 175 to 2868 and encodes 897 amino acids. Gene Ontology annotation, molecular function: protein binding. The record is from RefSeq and is a predicted model, not a curated record. Gene Ontology annotation, cellular component: nucleus. NCBI's taxonomy places the organism in Eukaryota, Metazoa, Arthropoda, Insecta, Diptera, Drosophilidae. Gene Ontology annotation, biological process: regulation of transcription by RNA polymerase II.